Molecule: messenger RNA, 1686 nt
Organism: Neohortaea acidophila
Lineage: Eukaryota; Fungi; Ascomycota; Dothideomycetes; Mycosphaerellales; Teratosphaeriaceae
Exons: 1
Coding region: 19-1476 (485 amino acids)
Source: RefSeq, a predicted model, not a curated record
AUUGAUGCAACCGCUUACAUGGCUUAUCUAUAUGGAUCAGACUUCAUCGAUCAAACGAACGGAGCCUUCGACUCUCCAGCCGCCAACCAUCAACCAUCUCCAGACAACCAGCCGCCGCGGAGCCAACACGCCGACCCUGUUCCAUCCAUGCUAUCCCCCAACUCCAUCCCCAGCUCCAGCUCCAGCGUCUUGCUUCCACAACGACGGGUCACUCCUGCAGUAUCCCAGAGACAGCACCAUGGCGCGUCGCAGAUCCCCAACUCGCAACACCUCCAUCGAUCGACCUCGAACUCCGCCAUGCCCACACCGAUGCAAACGCCAGCUCUCGGUUUCCGGCACCUGCCCUCCACUCCUUCAGCGCAGACACUGGACGAGUUUCAGUAUCAAAACAACUUGGCCUUCGACAACAUCAGCAAUGGCACGGCCUUCAGCAGCCCGUACUUCAUUCAGCGCGACGAUGGAGUCCAGUCAGUAGCCGGGGCACAGCAGUACGGCACCAUGACUUCGUCGUAUCCCGUCUCCGUCGCCUCGAAUACCUUCCAUCAGCCUGCAGCCCCUUCUCGCCUGACAACGCCUGCAUGCCUCGGAAACAAUCAAGCUUUCCAAGGUGGAUCACAAUACCAGGACAACCUCAAGCAACCCCCUUCAGCCGCGUACUCGUCCCAUCAGCCCUUCACCGGUGCCAACGCAACAGACUCCCAGGAGGCGGAAGCCAAGAGUCCACUGCAAAUCACCGACUCCGAACUCGAGCACGCAAGUGUCGAACACGCACGCGUGUACAUCGCACACGCCGGGGACUAUCAGCCCCUGGAGAUCAUCGACGAUGACUGGCAAGCAGUGAGGCGCGUGCACUUCAAGUACCUGUGCGCGCAACUCUUCAACAGCCUCUGCCAGCCAGCUGAAACAGACCUGACCGGCUUCAAGGACGAGGAGAGGGCAUAUGCCGAGCGCGUGGAUGCCCUCAAACCCGUGCUCAGAGAAAUGGACACCCCGGAGAAGAUCAGCAUGGCCAAGGCACACGUCAUGCUCGCUGUUGAUGAAGCCAUCCGCUUGCACGAGAUUGGCGUGCCGCCUCGCAUCCCGGGCCAAAAGGGCCCAAAGGACAGAAAGAAUGUCCCGCUUGACAAGAAGGCAAAGUGCUCCGACCGCAUUCUCCGCAUGAUCGAGUGCGUGCGCCAAAACAAGCAUGUGGCGAUGGAUGUGCUGCGUGGCAUGGCGACUGCCCUCGCCAUGUACCCUGAGAAACAUACCAACACGAAGGUGAAGUAUCUCAGGACCAAUGCGACCAAGAGUGUCCGGAUGCAGGGAACGGGGAAGAGGGCCGCGCAGGGAGAGGGCGAGGCGGAGGACUUCGGUCGGACGCCGACUCCAUCGGUGAAUGGCAGGGGCAAGAGCGAGUCGAGACAGGCUUCCGUAAGUUGUUCAUCCCGUCCUCGGAAGACUUUCUGCUUAUUUAUAACAGACUGUGCCGGAUGACAUGAUGAGCGAUCAACAGCUCUUCUCGCCGACGAUGCUGGGGUAUAUGCCAGCACAAAAUCCCACCGCGCUGAAGCGGGGUCGAAGUCCGGUCAACGACUUGACUCCGGAGGGGGCCAUACACGGGAAUGGAAAGCGUGCAAAGCAGAAUGGCGGUGCAUAUAUGAGCGGAGGCUUGUCCAGCUACGGCGCAUGGUAGCAAGAGCAGCU